Messenger RNA from Marmota flaviventris (yellow-bellied marmot), 2910 nucleotides. It is a transcript of the gene Morc1, whose product is annotated as MORC family CW-type zinc finger 1. The record is from RefSeq and is a predicted model, not a curated record. Gene Ontology annotation, cellular component: nucleus. Gene Ontology annotation, molecular function: zinc ion binding. Lineage: Eukaryota; Metazoa; Chordata; Mammalia; Rodentia; Sciuridae.
AUGCUGCGUUGCGUCGGGCCCAACUCCAUCUGGAUUUCAUCCAUGCUAACUCGUGAGUGCCUAGCUGGGGUCGGAGAGGGCACAACCCACAGUUUCCUUUUUGGAGCUCUGGCUGAAUUGCUGGACAAUGCCAGAGAUUCAGGGGCUGCAAGACUUGAUGUGUUUUCAGUGGAUAAUGAAAAACUGCAGGGUGGAUUCAUGUUAUGCUUCCUGGAUGAUGGAUGUGGCAUGAGCCCUGAGGAAGCUUCAGACAUCAUUUACUUUGGCACAUCCAAGAAACGGUUAUCAACCUUGAAGUUCAUUGGACAAUAUGGCAAUGGUCUUAAAAGUGGGUCCAUGAGAAUUGGAAAAGACUUUAUUCUUUUUACGAAGAAGGAAGAAACGAUGACCUGUGUGUUUUUCUCUCAGACAUUUUGUGAAGGAGAAGGUCUUAGUGAGGUUGUAGUUCCAAUGCCUUCAUGGCUGACAAGAACCAGAGAAUCUGUCACAGAUGAUCCACAAAAAUUCUCAACAGAAUUGUCUAUAAUUUAUAAAUACUCCCCAUUCAAAAAUGAAGCUGAAUUAAUGCAGCAAUUUGAUGUGAUCUAUGGAAAAUGUGGUACUUUGCUGGUUAUUUAUAACUUGAAGCUGCUGCUUAGUGGAGAACCAGAAUUGGAUGUUAAAACUGACAAAGAAGAUAUACUGAUGGCUGGGGCUGAUGAGGAUUUUCCAGAGAGAUGGUCCUUCAGAGCCUACACAUCUGUUCUGUAUUUUGACCCCUGGAUGAGAAUAUUCAUUCAAGCCAAAAGAGUUCAAACAAAACACCUAUGUUAUUGCCUCUACCAACCCAGAAAGUAUCUGUAUGUCACAUGUUCUUUUAAAGGAACACUUAAAAAUGAAGUAAAAAAGGCAGAAGAAGCAGUAAAGAUCGCUGAACUUUCAUUGAAAGAAGCACAAAUCAAAGUAAACCAGCCUGACAUAACUUCUUCGUCCUCCACCAAGGAUAUAUUACAGAAAGCUUUGGAAGAUGUAGAAGCCAAGCGUAAGAAUCUUAAAGAGAAACAGAGAGAAUUAAAAAAAGCAAGAACGCUCUUCCUGUUCUUUGGAGUGAACAUAGAAAACCGAAGCCGAGCUGGCAUGUUCAUUUACAGUAAUAACCGUUUGAUCAAAAUGCAUGAGAAAGUGGGGCCACAGUUGAAACUGAAGUCCUUACUUGGUGCAGGCGUAGUUGGAAUUGUUAACAUACCCUUGGAGAUCAUGGAACCAUCCCACAAUAAACAAGAAUUUCUCAAUGUCCAAGAGUAUAAUCAUCUACUGAAAGUCAUGGGACAGUACUUGGUUCAGUACUGUAAGGACACUGGGCUCAGUAACAGAAAUCUAACGUCAUUUUGGAAUGAAUUUGGAUACCAACAUAGCAAGGACAUGGAGACAUCUUUAGAUUCUCUUCAGUAUCAAAGAAGACAAGCCAUGGCCAUCCCAUUCAUGGUACAGUGUGAUCUUUGCCUUAAAUGGAGAGUCUUGCCUUCCUCUAUGAAUUAUCAGGAAAAAGAAUUUCAUGACAUGUGGAUUUGUGCUAAUAAUCCUAACCUCUUGGAAAACAGUUGUCGGCAGGUAGAACGUCUGCCUUCCAUCCCCCUGGGCACCAUGAGCACAGUAUUACCAUCAAAAAAUGAGAAAGAGAAGCAACUUAGAGAGUCGGUCCUAAGGUAUCAAAAUAAACUGGCAGAACAGCAGUCACAGGUGAGCUACACUAUCAUUACGAGUAGGAUUGCUGAGUUCACUCCCACCUGCCUUACUUCAACACUUAAGGAAAAUACCAAAACUCAGAAAAUCAGACCUUCAGGUGUUGAUUUGAAGCAUGAAUCUCUUUCACCCAUUGAGCUUUCAGUCGGUCAAAGAAGCCAAAAAAGAAACACAGAACAUACAGACUCUGAUGUAGAGUAUGUUUCGGAUUAUAAAAUUAUGAAAAAGUCUGUGCAAAAGAAGAUGAAACCCCUACAGCAGAGACAUAUGGUGCCAGAAAACAUCCAAUUAGCUGAGAGACCUCAGGCCUCUUCCGGGGAAAUGAAAAGGAAACAGAGUCUCAACCUCACACAGGAAUGUAAGGUGUUGAGUGAAAUUCAGACCAGCGACAGUGAUCCAGAUAUAAUCCUGGUUUUAGAUAAAAGCAGCACUGAUGUUUCAUUGAAACAAGAACAAAAGGAAGUUCCACUCAUAAACGAAGAAAAACAGGAGCUGUGCAGUGAUACUCCAGCAAUAAAAAGAAACUCUUCAUUUCCUAACCAGGAAAGCUCGUCCUUUGUGCCAAUGGAAGAUUUCAGUCCAAUUUCUGGACACGAAGCCAAAGUUUCUGUGAGUGAUGGUUGUAAAGUUGCAUCUUCACUGGUGACAUCUUCUCAAAGCACAAUUGUCAAGGAAACGGCAAGAAAACUGAUGUCUAAUUUAAGGGAGGUCCUUCUGUAUUUUUUUCCUGAGUAUCAGCUACCAUCAGUAUUUGACUGCACAUCUGCAGAAGAACUCAGAGCAAGUUCUGAGCUGGAGCAAUGCCCAGAGCAGACGAACAAAAAGCUGAAAAUAUGUUUCAACCAAAUCCAGAAUGUUUACAUGGUCCAAUAUGAAAAGAAAAUAAAAAGAAAAAUGCAGUGCAUCAUCCAUGAUGCAAAUAGAAGAGGAAUUCUUAAUGAAAUAUCUCUGGGACACUGUGAACAAAAAAGAAAAACUACUGAGGAUAAACUGAAGAAUCUUCGUGUAAAACUGGCAAUGUUGUUGCAGACACUUCAGCUGGGUGGUCCAGCAGAUGACCUGGAGCAGAUUGACGUUUAUUUAGAAGCUUUGCUGAAAGAAGAUAAUCUCCUUUCUAGACCCGUUAAACAAAGUGUUGCAGGGCAUGGUCUCCCUUUAGAGAGCAAUGGAAGGACUUCUCAAAACUAA